AUGUCGACGGCCUUCUCCGACUUCGGUCCGCUCACGGAGCGGCGGCGCGUCGAGAGGCAGCGGCAGCAGCGUAGGCGCGUCAUGCUCGCCGCCGGCGCAGCGUCGGUCGUGCUUAUCCUCAUUGUCAUGGGCGGCGCCGCCGUCGCGUACAACGCUAGCACCCAGGACGACUCGUCCUCGUCGUCCCCUUCCCCGUCCGGCGGCGGCUCGGGUUCCGGGUCGAACCUUAUCAGCGCGUCCAAGAGCGUCAAGAUGAUAUGUGCGCAGACCGACUACAGGGACGCCUGCGAGAAGAGCCUGUCCAAGGCGGCCGCGAACGCCAGCGCGUCGUCGCCCAAGGACAUCGUCCGAGCCGCCGUGGCGGUGAUCGGAGACGCCCUCGGGAAUGCGUUCAACCGGUCGGAGGUGAUCAAGAGCAACGACCCGCGCGUGAAGGCCGCCGUCGCGGACUGCAAAGAGAUCUACCAGAACGCCAAGGAUGACCUUGGGCGCACGCUCCAUGGCAUCGACGUCGGCGGCAUGGACGGGGUCACCAAGCACAGCUACGAGCUCCGCGUCUUGCUCAGCGCUGUGAUCGCGCACAUGGAGACGUGCAUCGACGGUUUCCCCGAUGGGGACCUCAAGAAGCAGAUGACUGACACGAUGGAGUCCGGGAAGGAGCUGACCAGCAAUGCGCUGGCCAUCAUCGAGAAGGCCUCGUCGGUCCUGGUCGCGCUCCACAUCCCGGGGUUCACCCAUCGCAGGUUACUUGGCAACAACGAAGAAGAAAACAUGGAGAAUCAACUCAAAGUUAAUCACUCGGACACGUUCCGGGGGCGUGACGCCGCCGCCCCAGCGGCCGACCGGAGGCUGCUGAGCAUCGACGAAGAAGAAAACAUGGAGAAUGAACCCAAAGUAAAACACUCGGGUACGUUCCUGGGCAAGCUCAAAGACGACGCCACGGCGGCCGACAACCGGAGGCUUCUCAGCGUCGACGAAGAAGGAAACAUGGAGAAUGAACCCAAAGUCAAACACUCAGGUACGUUCCUGGGGGAGGGCAACGACGACGUCCCGGCGGCCGACGGCCGGAGGCUGCUCAGUAUUGAGGAAGACACCCCACAGUGGGUGAACGGACCGGAGAGGAGGCUGCUCAAGGGCAACUUCCAGGGCAAACUCAAGUCCAACGUGGUGGUGGCCAAGGACGGCAGCGGCAAGUUCAAGACCAUCAACGACGCGCUCAAUGCCAUGCCCAAGCAGUACACCGGAAGGUACCUGAUCUACGUGAAGCAAGGGGUGUACGAGGAGUACGUGACAAUCACCAGGGCGAUGGAGAACGUGACCAUGUACGGCGACGGCGCCAUGAAGACCGUCAUCACCGGCAGCAAGAACUUCGCCGACGGCCUCACCACCUACAAAACCGCAACCUUCAACGCGCAAGGCGACGGAUUCAUCGCCAUCGCGCUGGGGUUCCGCAACACGGCCGGCGCGGCCAAGCACCAGGCGGUGGCGCUGCUGGUGCAGUCGGACAGGUCCAUCUUCCUCAACUGCCGCAUGGACGCGUACCAGGACACGCUGUACGCGCACUCCAAGGCGCAGUUCUACCGCAACUGCGUCAUCUCCGGGACCAUCGACUUCGUCUUCGGCGACGCGGCGGCCGUGUUCCAGAACUGCGUCCUGCUCCUCCGCCGGCCGAUGGACAACCAGCAGAACAUCGCCACGGCGCAGGGCCGCGCGGACGGCCGCGAGAGCACGGGCUUCGUCUUCCAGUACUGCCGCUUCACCGCCGAGGCGGGGCUCAGGGACGCGUCCCGCCCGCCCAUCCGGAGCUACCUCGCCCGCCCCUGGCGCGAGUUCUCGCGCACGCUCAUCAUGGAGUGCGACAUCCCGGCGUUCAUCGACAAGGCCGGCUACCUGCCGUGGAACGGCGACUUCGGGCUCAAGACGCUGUGGUACGCCGAGUACGCCAACCGGGGGCCCGGCGCCGACACCGCCGGCCGCGUCGCCUGGCCCGGCUACAAGAAGGUGAUCAGCAAAGAGGAGGCCGACAAGUUCACCGUGCAGAACUUCUUGCACGCCGAGCCGUGGCUCAAGCCCACCGGGACGCCGGUGAAGUACGGCUUCUGGGCGUGA
Miscanthus lutarioriparius is the source of this 2109-nucleotide messenger RNA. Lineage: Eukaryota; Viridiplantae; Streptophyta; Magnoliopsida; Poales; Poaceae. The record is from the annotation of a GenBank genome assembly.